Molecule: messenger RNA, 1542 nt
Organism: Colias croceus (clouded yellow)
Lineage: Eukaryota; Metazoa; Arthropoda; Insecta; Lepidoptera; Pieridae
Product: DNA primase large subunit-like
Exons: 2
Coding region: 50-1522 (490 amino acids)
Biological process (GO): DNA replication, synthesis of primer
Cellular component (GO): alpha DNA polymerase:primase complex
Source: RefSeq, a predicted model, not a curated record
UUCGUUAUCAUAAUAAAACAUAGUUCAAGGAUUAUCAAGUGUUUUCAAAAUGGAUUUCAAAAUAAAAAGAAAGUCUGUGAAAUCUGCAGUGACAGGAAGUCGCAUAGAAACAUAUCCCCAUGAUUUACAAAUGUAUAAAGUUCCCCCUAUUGAAGAUAUAAGCUUGCAAGAAUUUGAAACUUUAGCUUUAGAGAGGCUUACAUUAUUAAGAACAUUAGCUACUGCAACUACUUUAAAAGGUCUGCGAAUGUAUUCUGAUGAAUGGAACGAAUUCGUUAUAAGUGAAUUACGGAACCAAGGAAUAAAGUACUAUGUUAGGUUGUGUGAAAAAUCCGCUUGUGGCAUAUCAGAAGUAGAUUUAGAAGCAAGACGCAAAGAUCAUAUAGCUCAUUUUAUACUUCGACUUGCCUAUUGCAGAACUGAAGAACUCAGGCGUUGGUUUAUUUCACGGGAAUUAGAAUUAUUCAGGAUGCGGUUUAUGACCAUGAACAGUGAUGCUGUUGAUAAAUUUUUCACCCUAAACCAUCUGUAUUAUACAAAUAUAUCUGAUGAAGAAAAAAAUGAAGUUAUUAUAAAUCUAAGGGAAUCAACCCACCAUCAAAACAUUGAUAAUAUGAAAUUUUACAAAGUAAAAUUUUAUGAAGUUCUUGAUUUAGUCAGAGCUAGGAAGGUUUAUAUAAAAGGAGGGUAUGCAUACAUUCCACAUAAAGACUUCAUAUCUGUAUUAACAGCACAAUAUAGAGCACACUUAAAACAAAGUCUUGCAAUUGCAUACCAUCAUUUAAGUGAAAUAGAACAGGAUGAAAGAUUAGUUUGUUUAUUGAAGGGAUUGCAUCAGUCUUAUGCAGGAAAUGACUAUAGUGAUUCUAAAGCUGCUAUUCCCAUUGAAAGUAUUGAUUCACUCUCAGUUAAGUCAUUCCCAUUAUGUAUGCGCCAACUGCAUGAGAAUCUAAGAUCAGCUCAUCAUUUGAAACAUGGAGGCAGAUUUCAGUAUGGUUUGUUCCUUAAGGGCAUAGGGGUGACCUUAGAAGACUCCUUAAAGUUCUGGCGGGAUGAAUUCACAAAGAUAAUGGAUUUAGAUAAGUUUGAAAAGCAGUAUGCUUAUAAUGUCAGAUUCAAUUAUGGUAAAGAGGGUAGUAAAAAGAAUUACUCCCCAUUAAAUUGCUUAAGAAUUAUUAAUGGCAAUGUGGGUCCUGGUGAUUGCCAUGGCUGUCCAUUUAAACACUGUGAUGCAAGUAAUUUAAAAAACAAAUUAAAAGGAUAUGGAUAUGAUGGUCAAGCAAUCAAUGAAGUUGUGGAAAUGGCAAAGAAAGGUCAUUAUCAAAUAGCAUGCAGUAAAUACUUUGAUGCAGUGCACAACUCUGAUCUUGGUUUAGGGAUAAAUCACCCCAACCAGUACUUUGAGGAAAGUCAAAAAAUAGUUAAAGGCGGCAUAAAAUUGGAACCGAAAAAGGAAAGCAAACCUAUCAUCAAGAAUGAGCAAAGCAAUAUAGAAGAAAUGGACUUGGAUGAAAAUUUUUAAUAAAAUACUUAUACAUGAUA